Molecule: messenger RNA, 2417 nt
Organism: Schistocerca gregaria
Lineage: Eukaryota; Metazoa; Arthropoda; Insecta; Orthoptera; Acrididae
Product: protein kinase C and casein kinase substrate in neurons protein 2-like
Exons: 2
Coding region: 483-1904 (473 amino acids)
Biological process (GO): regulation of endocytosis; plasma membrane tubulation; cytoskeleton organization
Cellular component (GO): plasma membrane; cytoplasm; endosome
Molecular function (GO): phospholipid binding; protein binding
Source: RefSeq, a predicted model, not a curated record
AGAGAAAUGUACGUUUGUGCAGAGGUUACUGACUUUUAGAAAAGCAGUUUCUUCGUGUUCUUUCUGGAAAACUACUAUUCUUGUUUAACAGACAGUUACUUUCUGUAAAACAUGUGUAUAGUCGUGAUGAAAUCAACAGAAAACUCUCACGAAAUGCUAGCGUUUUAUGCAGAGCUAGACGACGCCCCUCUCAUUUCUGCGUUGACGGUUGAGCUGCGCAGCUCGGGUGCGCAUUAGCAACGCAGUGAGCUGACUCAGUGUUACCAGCGCUCUCGAGCAGGGUGGACGUUAACAAAGUUGCGACCUCAGCGCUCUCUGCCGGGUUGGACGUCAUAACGUAGCAACCGCACGGGCUCGCCGACAGCCUCCUCUUCUGCGUCCCGAAGUAUCGAGUUGCACCGGAGGAUCUCCCCAACCGAAACUCUCAACAUCCAGAAACCAGGCUGGCGGGGUACAACGAUCUUUUAGUUUGGACUGCCCAUAUGCCCGACAUGCAGGCGGGUGAGGACGGCGGCUCGUUCUGGGAGCCGGGCAACUACAGCAGCACAACACAGCGCAUCGCAGACGGUCGCCGUCUGUGUAAGGACCUGGUGGCUCUCGUUAAGGAGAGGGCGGACAUCGAGAAAGCCUACGCCAAGGAUCUACAAGGCUGGGCCAAGAAGUGGAGUGAUCUCGUCGAUAAAGGGCCUGAGUAUGGGACCACAGAGGCACUGUGGAAAGGCAUUCUGAUGGAAGCAGAAAAACUGGGCGACUUGCACAUGAAAAUCAAAGACAAGCUCUGUAAUGAGGUAGUAAAGGAGGUAAAAGAUUGGAAAAAGGAGUCGUAUCACAAGUCUAUGAUGCAAAUAAAGGAAAAGAAAGAAAUGGAAGAUGCUUUUAAAAACGCCCAGAAGCCCUGGGAGAAAUUAUUUUACAAAGUGGAUAUAGCUAAAAUCGACUAUCAUAUAGCAUUCAGAAACGAACGCUCUGUUUUUAACCAGCUGAGAAAUGCUUUUGCUGAUACUGACUUGUCGCUGAGCCAGGUGAGAAAGAUACAGGAUCGCUCAAUACAGUCAAGAGAGAACUUACGUAAAGCAAAAGGAAAAUAUGAAGCAGCUCUUCGUGAUUUACACUUGUAUAAUCCCAAAUACAUUGAAGAUAUGACAGCUGUUUUUGAAAAAUGCCAAGAAAUGGAGGGAGAGAGGUUGAAGUUCUUCAAAAAGAUAAUGUCUUCCGUUCACAAAUGCUUGGAUUUAUCUCAAGAUCCUACUUUCCUGCAGAUAUAUGCAGAAUUUUAUGAGGCAGUUGAUAAAGCUAAUCCCGAGGGAGACCUACAGUGGUGGUCAAAAAACCGUGGAACUCACAUGGCUAUGAAGUGGCCAACUUUUGAGGAAUACAAAGAACAUUGUAGGGAAAUCGUAAAACGCAAAUCAAAGACUGAGGUAGCUCCUGGAACUACUCUUACAAACUGGAGAUCUGUUGGAGAAGAUGCUUACGAAUCCACUACACGUAGCAAGAAAAACGAAAUGUCUCCACCAGACCAAACUGAUAACAACGACCAAAAUACUGCCACAGCAAAGGGAAACAUUAAAAAGGCUUCUUGUGGCUUUUUGAAAGAAACGAUAAUAAGAACAAAUCCAUUUGAGGAUGAUGAAAGUGAUAACAGCACUAGCGUAACAUAUAUUGACUGUGGAGACUAUGGAAUUCCAGUGAGAGCACUUUAUGACUAUGAAGCGACAGAAGCAGAUGAACUAAAUCUUAAAGAAGGAGACAUAUUUGAGAAGCUUGAGGAUCAAGAUGAGCAAGGAUGGUGCAAGGGGCGCAAAGAUGGACGUAUUGGGCUGUAUCCUGCAAAUUAUGUAGAGCUCGUGGAACACGUGGAACAAGAGGAACACAUGGAACUCCUGAAACACGUGGAACAAUAGGCACAGUCCUGAAUCUGUAACCAGCUCGCUCAUCUUCUUCCAGUUUUUGUAUCAUGAGCUGGUGCCAUCAUUUUUCGUCUCUUCACACCUUCAGAAGAUUCAAUUAGAAAUUAAACAAAAAAUUCUCUUGUUCUCUCGUGACUAAAAAGUCAGUGAGGUGGUGUAAUUUUUUUCUUGUUUUAGAAGGCAUGGAACCAUUUUUUUUUAAUCCUAACUGAGAACAUAAAGACUGACGUGAGUGUUAAAAUGAUUGGAUCGCCGCCAGUAAUUUCGUGGCUAUUAUUGACGAGCUGUUUCUUGUGUAUGAACAGGAAGUGUUAUCAGUAUUAGAACACAGUUGUGUAUUCUGCCAAAGACAGUUGACCAGUGCCUUAUAUGUUCGGACAAAUUGCUUUCAUUGUUUCUACUGUAUUGCUUAGUUCAUGAUUUGUAUUUUACUCGUAUCGUACUGUGAUAUAUGACUAUUUGUAUUAAUGUUAUUUUCUGUUUUAUUAAUAAAAUGAGGAUACAAAA